UGAGGAAGAUGUGCUUUAUUUUUUUUUUCUUUAUCGCGUCCGUUCUCUUCUGGUUCCCUUUAAAGACUGAAUGAACACCAGUCUUCUUUUCUAAAAGAACUCACGUACCCAAUAGCAAGUCUGUGCGAGUGUCGAGUGACGUCCGCAAGGUGGAUCCUGUUUCGAGAAUUGCGCGGGGGCGGAGAUGUGACGGGAGGCCGCUCCAAGGCGUUCAUUUUUCUACUACCGUAGAUAGUAGAUCAUGUAUUUCGUCUCUUAACUUUUAGAAACACACUUACCAGUGUUCGUUUUCUGUGCUUCAGCUCAGCUGUAAACAACAGUUCUUGUCGGGUGUAACUGAGCGAUGUACCUGCCAGGGAGUAGAAUGGAUUACCGACUUCUGGAGUAAUGAAAAAAAUUUCGUUUUACGUAUUAAAGAGGCGCAUCGGAAAUGGAUGGAUUUGAGUUGGAUCUUCUCCUAUACCUCGUAGCCCUCACAGUUUUUGCCCAAACAGGUUCUUCCACACAGCCAACAAACCUCCAGUGUCAUAAUGACUAUUUAAAGGAAAUGACCUGCAUGUGGAAGGCUGAGGCGAAUUCAAACUGUACAACUCUGUACACGUUGCUGCAUCAAAAGACAGAUGUGCCAAAUCAAAUCAAAACUUGUUUUCCAGUCAACUUGAACCCUGAGCCUGGCAAUUUGUCUGACAUCUGCACCUGUCGAAUUUCAAUUGAAAUGAAUCAUUCCUAUAAACUGCAGCUCUUCUACAAAGACAAGCUUUUGCAGUGUAGCACUAUUAAUAUUAAUGAUACAGUUAAACCUGCCAUGCCAUACAGCCUCGAAGCAAUUCCAGACAAAGAUGAUGGGAUUUUUAUGUGGACAAGUAGCUAUAGAAGUCAGACGACCCAAGCUCUGUACAAGAAGAUAUAUCAGGUUAAAUACAACGAAUGUAGUGACAUGGAGUCAGAUGAUGAGUCUCCUGAUUAUUUGGAUUACAAAUUAGUCAAGACCACAUUGGGGAAUUGUGCCAGGUAUUCAUUUAUGGUCCGUUCCAAGCUACAGGAACCUGAUAUUUCAGAAUGGAGUGCUUGGAUCCCUGAAGAUGAAUGGUAUUCAGAAAGCAAGGAGCUUACCUGUCACAAUGACUUUGAUGCAGAAAUGGUCUGCACCUGGAACCCAGGAAAGUACAUUAACUGUGCAGAAGAGUACACUUUCAAUUUUAGGAGGCUACAUCAUCCUUUGGAAAACAGUAUUUGUAUUCCUCGCAAUACAGACCAUACACCCAUUUCAUACUGUGAGUGCAGAAUCGAUGAUAUUGACGCAUUUACGUCUUCUGAUAAAUAUGUCAUUGAAGUCUGGUCAGGAGCAAAACUGAUAAUUCUGAAUACUGUAGUACCUCAUGAGUCCAUCAAACCAAGAUGUCCAGGCAAUCUGAAAAUAACAAAAAAUGAACAUGGAAAUGUACUCCUCACCUGGAUCUCAAAUUAUUCCAAUAAAAGUUUCAUGUCAGAUUUAAACUUUGACAUCAGUUAUAGAAAAAAGGACAGACCAGAAGAGGAAGCAGUGGAAAAAACAUCUUCAGAUACUUCUUGUUUUUAUGAAAUUAUAAAAAAUUCAUUAGAUCCUGGUUGGACUUAUGUAGUAAAAGUGCGAUCAUUUAACAAAAGGUAUAACUCACAAAAAAGUGAUUGGACAUCAGCAAUUGAGUGGUAUAAUGAUUACAGCACUGAAGACGUGCUCAAGAGAGCUUUGCCGGGAAUCUGUGUUGUGCUCAUUGCGGUGAUCAUCACUUGUUACUGCUGUGCAAUCAUGGUUAAACACAAAUGGUAUGAUAAAGUUCCAAAUCCAAGAAAGAGUAAUCUGGUCAUUAUAAAGCCAAAGACCCUACAAAUAGCAAAUUUUAGAGAAAGUAUCAUUUUGCCCUGUGAACUGCUGGAGUCUGUGCCCAUUAAAAUUAAAUCACAGUGUCCUGCAGACAAUAUUUUAUCAAUACCCCAGCAAGAUUUUCUUUACAGGGGACUGUCUGGUAAUGAUGAUAACUUAUUGAACAGUAAAAUGGCUAACAAUGUUACAGUGGCCCCAGAAUAUCAAGGUUGUCCUGUACAGUCCAUCAAAGAGAAAUACAAUAUUGAAGAUAAAGAUCGAUUAUUACCUACGGAUCCAAACGACAACUGGCUGGUACAAGACAAACCUGAUAAAGUGGAGGGUACAGUCAUUGAAAGAGGCCUUGUAAAUCAGUUUUGUGAAGUGUGUGACCAGUAUGCUAAUUUGUGGUCCAGGACACGUGGUGGGAAUAUGUCGGUCAGCACUGUUCACAACUAUACUCUAACUGAAAACAGAGCCCCAGGCUCAGACUUUCAUGAAGAAUGUUCACUCUCUGGAAACAUAACUUCACUGGGCAGUGGACACUUUAUGGGCGGGAGCAGCUCAGGGGAGUCGCUCAGUUCCGCCGAGUCCGGCUAUAAAAGUUUGUCCCCUGCUGUCACACCGGAGCAGCAGCUAAGUGGCUGUUGCUCAGCACAUGUGGAUCCUCUGCUAAGAGGCCACCUGCUGGAGGAACAUCGUUGGGAACCAAGAGUUGACAAAAUGACCUUUGAUCCCAAUUACAGGGUUCUUCAUGUGGAUCCACCUCAAAUGCAAAACUCUGAUUUCACAUUGUUGUGUAGCUCUUCCAUGAACUAUUUAACAGAUACAAAAAAUCCACAACCUUGUGGAAUUUUCAAUGUUCCUGAACUGCAAUUAUGGGAUAAUUGCAAAAUCAGACAGCAGAAAGACUGCCCUUCUCAUCAGUUCAACAAGCAUACUGUUUUGCCAGCUGCUGAUGGGUAUGAAAGUUAUAAAGUUCUCAGCAAUGUAAAUAAAGUCCAAAAGCAAGAGAAUUUUGUAGCAAAAUUACCUGAACAUUGGAAAGAAGAAAAUAUUUUAAAUUACGCGAAAAGUGUUGGUUUUUCAGAGCAUCCAAACGCAAUUAACAUUCUUUGCACUCAGGAUAAUAUUUACCAACCUCUGCACUGUAAGGGUCAAAACUUGGACUGCUUAUUAACUAAUGACCAAAAAGGACUUGAGUUGGGAUCUGUCUCCUGGCAAGUAGAGUACCAAGGACUUCGAGAUAUGCCUCCUAAAUGUCACAGUCAUGUGUUUCAGGACAUAUGCAGCCAGUGCAAUGUGAGUGACAGUGAGCCCUGUCUAAAUGGGACACAGGGGGCGUUAUAUGAGUCGGUGACAACUGGAGAUGAGCCUGCCUUCUGUAAAGAGACCUCCGUCAUCGUACCUCUGCUGAUUGAUUCCAGUUAUAAAAAACUGUCUUGAAGUCACUCAUAUGGCGACUUGCUUUAACUUGCUACUGGGGAACUCCUGUUUUGAAACAGUUAAAAAUUCCUACAAAUCCUUGCAAGACUGUACAAAGUUCUUUAAUGUUAUGUUGUUUUUCUCUGUAUGGUACUUUUGUGCUUUUAAGAAAAAGCCUUUAUUAAAUAAAACAUUUUGAAAAGGGAGGGAGAACAUCA
This is a messenger RNA of Erpetoichthys calabaricus (reedfish), 3486 nucleotides long. RefSeq lists its product as uncharacterized. Gene Ontology annotation, molecular function: cytokine receptor activity; protein binding. NCBI's taxonomy places the organism in Eukaryota, Metazoa, Chordata, Cladistia, Polypteriformes, Polypteridae. The transcript has 14 exons. Gene Ontology annotation, cellular component: membrane; external side of plasma membrane. The record is from RefSeq and is a predicted model, not a curated record. Bases 431 to 3289 code for a protein of 952 amino acids. Gene Ontology annotation, biological process: cytokine-mediated signaling pathway; production of molecular mediator involved in inflammatory response.